Molecule: messenger RNA, 1677 nt
Organism: Nerophis lumbriciformis (worm pipefish)
Lineage: Eukaryota; Metazoa; Chordata; Actinopteri; Syngnathiformes; Syngnathidae
Source: RefSeq, a predicted model, not a curated record
AUGUCUGCCAGCACCGAGCGGCGCUCCGAGAAGCCUCGCCCGGACCGGAGACGUUUACCCGGGAGGCGCAAGAAGCUCCAAGUGGUCGUUUGUGUUCUGUUGGUGGAGCUGUGCGAAAGGUUCACUUUUUUCGGCAUCGUCUGCAACAUGAUUCUCUUCUGCACCGUCAAGCUGGGCUACGACAAUUACCUAGCCGCCACGGUCAAUUUGUGCUUCAUCGGAGCUAGCACGUUAACCCCCGUUCUGGUCGGGUGGUUUGCGGAAACCUGCCUCGGAAGGACUAAAGUGCUCUACUUGUGCGCCCUGCUUCAUUUUUUCGGUACGGCCAUGUUACCGGUUGUCGCCUUCCCUUUCGAAGACUUCUACAUCGACACUCACCACAUGAGUCACAAGUUAGAACCUCAAGAGCAACAGGUUCUGUUCUACACGGGCCUUCUGGCCGUCGCGCUGGGCAUCGGCGGCAUCCGGGCCAUCCUCUGUCCUUUGGGAGCGUACAGCCUGCAGAGCUACAAUCAGUACCAGCUAUUGGGCUUCUUCAACUGGUUCUAUUGGUUGGUGAACCUGAAUUCCACUGUGGUGUUUCUGGGUAUCGCUUAUAUCCAGCAAUCCGUGGCCAAAAAUCUGGCUUUCCUAAUCCCAUUCACGUCAGCGUUGUUAGCGCUCAUCGCAAUACAUAUGAUGCGCAACAAACUCACCUACAAACCCAAGAAAGGCGGUUCGCUCCUGACCACGCUGGGCGUUUUUUUGAACUCGCUGAAGAUGUGUUGCCUUCACUACCGCCACCUGAGCGGCGACGUGACGUCCUGGCUGGACCGGGCCAAGGAGAACAACGGGGGGCGCUACAGCGAGACUCACGUGGAGAACGUCAAAGUUUUGGCCAAGCUCUUCCCUCUUUACGGACUCCAGCUGAUAUACAGAGCUUGCGUCACUCAGAUCCCUUCCGGUUACUACUUGCAGACGAUGAACUCCAACCUUCACCUGAGCGACGUCCUGCUGCCCAUCGGCACCAUGAACGUGAUCAGCAUCCUGCCUCUGCUAGUGCUGGCGCCGCUAAUAGAGUGCGUCAACAGCUUCUCCUUGUCGGCGUCCCGAACCCCGCUGGCCCCCGCCAGAGUCAUCACUCUGGGACACGCGUGCGCGGCGCUGUCCGUCCUGGCGGCGGCUUUGACGGAACUGCGAAGGAAGGGUUUCCCCCUGGUGGAGCAGACGCUAUCGGGGAAGGUUCUGCAGGUGUCCUCCAUGCCCUGUUUCCAGCUGGCGCCGCAGUACGUCCUCCUCGGGCUGGCGGAGGCUCUGGUCACGCCCGCGUGUUCCCUCAUUUCUUUCCAACUGAGCCCAGGACACAUUCGAGGAAUCUCCCUCCACUUUCUGACGCUGUCCUACGGUGGAGGCUGCUUCCUCGGCGCCAUUUGCAUUCAGCUCGCUUACUUCCUGUCCGGAGGUUCCUUUUAUCCGAGCGUCCUCCAUGAUGGAAACCUGGAGAGAUUCUAUUUCCUAAUGGCGACGCUGAUGACCAUAAACACCUUGGCGUAUUGGAGUAUAUCUCACAGGUACUUGGAUUUGAGCGUGCGUGGGAAAGCGCUAGCAGCAAGUCCGCUAACGGAAAAGCUUCUUCAGUAUAAAGCGUGCCUGCGCUACUACGACACGAUGGACAACUCCUGCGAUUCCAUCAUUUGA